Molecule: messenger RNA, 2268 nt
Organism: Closterium sp. NIES-67
Lineage: Eukaryota; Viridiplantae; Streptophyta; Zygnematophyceae; Desmidiales; Closteriaceae
Source: the annotation of a GenBank genome assembly
CCAGAAGCUUAUCGCCGAGCCUCGCUAUGUGCUCAACCACUUAUCACAGAAGUUCCUUUCCAGGGGAUAGUUAAUCUCCAGACUUGUGAAGCGACCAACCAGAGAAGCGUGGACGCGUUCGGCGAUGGCAAAAGCCUCGCUGGCUGCAUUGCGACGCCAAUCGCCAGUCGCACGGCGAUGUCGCAGCGUGCCGUCGCUUGUCGCCGUGACCCUCGCCCUGCUGCCACUCCUGCUGCACCUCUCCUCCGCCGCACGCCUCUCUGCGACCGAUACCGCUCAUCUGGUUAGUGUUUCUCGCGUUAUCGCGACAGCUCAUAGCGGGAAUGCGGCGGGUAUUCCCGACGACAGCCCUUUGUCAGUGUCGGAAGUCCCCGGUCGGCCCGCUGCCAGGGCUUUAAAGGUGAAGAAGAAAAAGAAGAAGACGGCGAAAGCGGCGAUUGCGGAGGAAGAAGAAGGCAGCGCGGAGGAGGCGGCGCGAGCAGCGGCGGACGAUGCGGUAGGGGAGGAUGUUGUAAGAGACGAGGGGGACGAGGAGCGGGCUGGAGUGGUCAAGUCCAAGACGAAGGGGAAGAAGUCGAAGAAGAGCAAGGAGAGCCAGAAGGAGAGUGAGCUCGAGAGAGGUGAAGAGGGGGGAGAGGAGGGGGAGGGGGAAGGCGUUGCGGGUAAGGUGGGGAGGGCGGGCAGGAAGAGCGGAAAGGGGGGAACUGGGGAGCGCGGGGGUGGUUUAUCCCCAGUGGAUAAGGCACUGGCGGAAGCGGAAGCGAUUCUUGCGGGGAAGGGGGAAGAUGGGGAGGGGGAGGACGGGGAAGGGGGGGUCGAGCGAGCGAGGAAAGUAAAGAGGAAGAAGAGUGAGGGGAGGGACGAGGGCAGAGGAGAGGAGGGGAGUGGGGAGGAGGAGGAGGACGCGGAUGGUGUAGGAACGCCUAAGCUAAGCAAGUCAAAAUCAGCCAAGUCAAUCAAGUCAAGCAAGGCGCGCAAGUCCGAGGGCGCAGAAGAGGAUACAGGUGAAGCAGGGGAGGAGCAGGAGGUUGGUGAUGGGGAGACCGAUGGGGAGGCUGAUGAGGAAGCAGUGUCUCAGAAAACGAGCAAGAAGAAACGGAAGAAGGCACAGAGGGAGGCGCCGGAGGGGGAGGAGGGGGUGGCGUCAGUGGCGCGGGGAACAGCAGGGGGCGUUGAGAAGGAAGGUGGGCAGGAAGGCGCAGACAGGAAUGCCGCGAGUGCAGCAGAGGCAGCAAGAUCGGACAAAGCGGUGCACGGAGAGGCCACAGGAGGGGAGGGAGAGGGGAGAGCAGGAGGCGGAGGGGCACAAGGGGCAGCAGCAGGAGGGGGAGCGGCAGGGGGUGAGGAGGUGACAGUGGCGUUCACGGGGCCGCAGGACGUGAUGGAUGUGCCGGUGGACGAGGAGAUGGUCACUGUCGACCUCUCCGACGUGCCGCCUGACCCCGACCCGCCUAAAGACGCUGCUGCUGAUGGUGUUGCUGAUGGUGCGGAUGGUGCUGCGGAUGGUGCUGCGGAUGCGGCAGCGGGGAAUGUGCUACGAGGGGGCGCAGAGGAGAUGGAUGCUGGUGCUGAUAUCGGCAGGGAGAGCAGUAACUGGGGCUCUGGGAGAGCAGCUGCAGGUGGGGAUGGAGAGCAGGGGUGGGGCUUUCUCCCCCGCUGGCUCACCGGGUCCGUGUCUGCCGCGCUGGAGCCCAUCCUCGCCCCUCUCUACCCCUUCACCUCGCUCUUCCUCUCGCCCUCCCAGACUCUCCUCCUUGCUUCCGCCCUCGCCCUCCUCGCCUGCUGCUGCUGCUGCCUCUGCUGCUGCCACUCCCUCGCACGGCUCGCGGGCGGCAGGGGCGCGGCAGGAGCAGGGGCAGGCGGCAGCAGCAGCAGCUGGUUCGGGGGAAGGCACGGGUCAGUUGCGGCGUACUCUGGGGUGCCUCAGAAGGAGGUGGACCUGUCUGAGGCGUUUGGGCAGCAGGCUAAAGGGGGAGGGGCGGGGGUGAGGGGAGGGGUGAAGAAGGGGGGGAAGCUGGUGGUGAGCAAAGGGGCAGGGACAGCUGGCAAGGAAGGGUGGAAGUCGUGACAAGAGGGUUACGGUUUGUUGUGUUGUCAGAGUAGAGAUUGCUGCUACAGUGCUGCAUGCUUCAUGUGCAUUCAUUCCUGUGUGUUAUCAGCAUGUUUGUGUGCAUCAGGUUGUACGUUUUAUAUGCUGCGUUUCUGAUGGCCAUUAGUGUUAUGCUACACACAGCAGCCCUAGUGCCGAGUAGUGCCAUUAGUGUUAUG